UGACGUUAUAGACAGUCAUGAACGGUUCGAAAUUUGUGGCGGAUAAUUCUUCCUCAGUGAAGGCUACUAAUUGCCUCUCCGUGGAACCGGGACUCUGCGAUGGAUCGUCCUACGCUGAUCAUUAUGACGACGCUAGUGCAAGCUUGGUGGUCCUCUGUGCAAUCUUGCUCAUUUUUAUGAGAUCAGGAUUUCUCUAUGUUGAACUGGCUUUCAGCAUGACUCAUAAAAGAAAAAGAGUUGUGCUUGCAAAAUACUGUGAUUUGUUUGCUGGGACACUUGGUUUCUGGCUGUUUGGAUUUGCCAUCUCGGGCAGCACUGACACAAAAAUACUGGGUGCUGAGCAAGACUUCCUCUUCUGGUUCUUAAGGUUUAUGUUUGCAACGAAUGCUGCAACGAUACUGGGAGGAACUCUUGUCGGACAAGAGGUCGAAAUGAGAACCGUGGCAACCUUUAUCUACGGCUUUGUGAUGACCGGGCUCAUUCAUCCAGGAGUAGCAAACUUCUUUUGGUCCUUACAGUCCUGGUUGUCCGACACGGCUGUUUUCUCUCCGUACCACAGCUGCAAUGGUACCAACACUGCUCGCAGGGACCACCAGUUCCUGUUCGCCUCUGGAGGAGAAUCCUUCUACUUCUUUGACCUGGCUGGUGCCGGAGUGGUACACGUCUGUGGUAGGCUAUGAUUAUGCAACGAAGAAUUGUGUGGAUGUGUGAAAUUGUGUUUGUUUUUACUGCAAAGGUGGCGCAGGAGCCUUUGUUUUGAGCGUGUUCCACAAGCUGGAGCUGUCGAAAAGAGGGAGAAGACUUCAAAAUGUGCCUCUUUUAAGAAGAAGAGAUACACUUGGGGAGUUAAAGGGCGAUGCUCAGAUGAAAAUGAGGAGCAGAAAGCUGCGACCAUCUCGAACAAGUUGGAGGCCAGAUAAUAUUCUCAGAAACUUUGUUGACUGGAUGUACUACAGAGGGACAGAGGAGCAGGAGAAUAUUGAGAGUGCUGCACUUGGUGUCCUCAUUCUCUGGACCUCAUGGUUUUGCUACACUGCUGGUGCUACUGAAGCUAUAUCUGGGAAGAUGGCCCAUGCUGCUGUUGGUAGGAUAUGCACCACCAUCUGUCUGGCAGCAGCCUCGGGGGGAGUGACCCAGGCCAUCCUCUCUGGGCUCGUCCAGAUGGCCAGCCGACACGCCCACUACAACACCAACGAGCUGGCCAAUGCCGUGGUGGCUUCUCUGGUGGCAGUCACUGGCUGCUGUGCCUUCAUUAGCCCUCCCUGGGCCAUUCCCAUUGGCUGUGCUACAGUUUUCAUCUACCACACCGGCUGCUUCAUUGAGUAUUGUCUUGGCCUCCAUGAUGGAGCUAGAGUGUUUCCAGUACAUGCCGUAUGUGGACUCUGGGGUCUGCUGUGUGUAGGAGUAUUCAGGAACACCUGUCUCGUUCGAGAACUCUACGAGAAUCUCUGCUACUGCUUGAACUCUGACCUACCAUCAUCUGUGAUGAUCAGGGCAGAAUGUCAUACUAUACAGAUGGGUGGAGAUGUUCAUUCUCCUCUGGUCACUGGUCCUGGU
This is a messenger RNA of Geodia barretti, 1557 nucleotides long. NCBI's taxonomy places the organism in Eukaryota, Metazoa, Porifera, Demospongiae, Tetractinellida, Geodiidae. The record is from the annotation of a GenBank genome assembly.